This is a messenger RNA of Lithohypha guttulata, 3459 nucleotides long. RefSeq lists its product as uncharacterized. Gene Ontology annotation, cellular component: cytoplasm; nucleus. Gene Ontology annotation, biological process: double-strand break repair via homologous recombination. The transcript is spliced from 3 exons. Gene Ontology annotation, molecular function: ATP binding; ATP-dependent chromatin remodeler activity. The record is from RefSeq and is a predicted model, not a curated record. NCBI's taxonomy places the organism in Eukaryota, Fungi, Ascomycota, Eurotiomycetes, Chaetothyriales, Trichomeriaceae. Bases 1 to 3459 code for a protein of 1152 amino acids.
AUGACGCCAACUCUACAAGAACUUCAGGACGACAUUGACUUGUACCAGACAUUAUUGCGCAGCCUCGAUGACGACGCCCAAAGCAAUGGAGAAGAUCAUAGCGAUGAUAGAGAGUAUUACAAGACCAAGUUGAACGAAUUAAAUGAGCAGGUGGCAAGCCUAGCGUCCCGACCAGUACGUUCGUCUACUUCCGUCCUUCUCGACCUGCCUAGUCGCAAGAGAGAUCGUGGUGAGUUCGAUAAUGACUUGGACAAUCACCGAAUGAAAUCACGCAAGCCCACGCCCGCUGAUUCUCCAGCACUCUCCGGUCAAAGUCCAGCGCCCUCCAAUACUGGUAGUAGACGUGCCGAUAGUGUCGGUUCAGAGUUCUUCGAUGACCCAAGCCUCGGUAACCUUCUAGGCGACAAUUGGCAGGACGAUGUACGCCGAAACCGCGAAUUCCUUCGGAAGCAAGAGGCGAAGAGACGACAAGAGGAGGAGGACGCCAUGAUCGCGAGACAACUACAAGAACAAUGGAAUGCUCCAGCACUGUCAUCCAAGCCACAAUCAUCGAAGGCUACUUACCCUUCGCUUCAACAAACACAAGCUACUUUUAACCCAAAUGGUUCUUUCAAGAGAAUCAAAAGCGAAUUGCCCGAUAUCAAGGCCGAACCUCUUGCGAAAGACCCUGCCGCGACUCCCGUCUCUAUAAGCAGUUCCGCCUCUUCCUUCGACGACGAUCUUACUGCCACAUCUCCCUCCGAAUGGCAGAGGCUCAACCCCGAGGCUCCUUCGAGGGUGUUACCAAAUUUUACACAGAGUGCAUUAUCAGCUGGUUCUUCUCGAAAUGCCUCACGUUUCACUAGUCAACCAGGCACCUCGGUGUAUGGUAGUGCCCUCCAGCCUUGUCUCAGCGGCAUCCCAUCCCUGCUGUCUUCGUCCUUGCCUACUAUGGACUCGCUUCGAGGACUUAGCAACUUCCUAGGCUCCCAGAUGCAACCCUUCGAUCUUACACGAAUACUCGGCGACGAUGUUCUGCCACCGAGUUGGGAAACUCCUCUUGACGCUCGUGAGGUCCAGGAAGAGAUCAGGCAAUUAUUGCACAACAUUCGACCCGACGAAGAGAUAGAUAUCUCCGAGGCUGGCGAAAAUCAGCCCGAGGGUCUUAAGGUUCGUCUCAUGCCACACCAGGUCAAAGGUCUUGCAUGGAUGAGGAAAAUGGAAGAAAGCUCGACCAGAGGCGGUAUAUUGGCUGAUGAUAUGGGUCUAGGCAAGACCGUUCAGGCUAUUUCCUUGAUGCUUUCGCGACCACCUCCAGAUGACAGCAGAAAACCCACGCUCAUUGUGACACCCGUCGCUUUGAUGGAUCAAUGGAAACGGGAGAUCAACAAAAUGGUUCGAAGCAGGUAUGGGAUGACCAUCGAGAUUCUGCACGGCAGCGGUGCUCGCAGACCUUGGAGGACUAUCAAACACUACGAUGUAAUAUUGACAAGCUACGGCACCUUGGCCUCAGAAUUCAAGCGGAAGCUCAAAUGGGAAGACAAACUUAGACUUAAUCCCGAUGCCACAAAGACCAAGAAGGAAGAAUGCGCUGUUCUCGACGACGAGUCCAAGUUCCACCGCGUAAUUCUUGAUGAGGCCCAAAACAUCAGGAACAAGAACACGCAGGCUUCUAUUGCCGCUUGCCGCAUACAAUCUACGUAUCGAUGGUGUCUGUCCGGAACUCCUAUGCAGAAUAGCGUGAAUGAUGUUUACUCUCUCAUCAGAUUUUGUCGUAUUCGACCAUACAAUGAAGCCGACCGAUUUAACAAGGACAUCGGCAAUCCGCUCAAGCGGCGCCGAGAAAGAGACCAGGAGCGUGCCAUGGAGAAAUUGCAAGCCCUGUUGAAGGCGAUUCUAUUGCGGCGAACCAAAAAAUCAGAAGUGGAUGGCAAACCCAUAUUGCAGCUGCCAGAAAAGCACACCGUGGAAACAAGGGCUGUUUUCAGCAAGGACCAAUGCGAGUUCUACAAAGCUCUGGAGACUCAGUCAAAGGUCCAGUUCAACAAAUUUGUGAAGACAGGUACUGUGGGCCAGAAUUAUUCCAAAGCGCUGGUACUACUUCUUCGGCUUCGACAAUGCUGCUGUUCACCUCAGCUAGUUACGAACUCGGCGGAUUUUGUGACAGAUAGUGGUGUCGAAGGCACGGACAUAAUAGCCAACGCAAAAGCCCUACCAGCAGCUGUUGUUAACCGCAUCAAAGAGCAAGAGGACAUAGAGUGCCCGAUAUGCAUCGACGCUGUUGAGAAUCCGGUCAUCUUCAACCCUUGUGGUCACGCACUUUGUCACGAUUGCUUUAGUAGAAUGAUCGACAGUGUUCAUGUCGAAAACGCCGAAAACGUCAAGUGUCCUCAUUGCAGAGCUAAGAUCGAUUCGAAGAAGAUCACAGACUACGCGAGCUUCAAGGACGUCUAUAUGGGCACGGACGACUCUAGGCUUACCGAUGCUGAAGGAGAUUUAUCAUCAGAUUCAGACCCGGAAUCGGAUGUGGAUACCGAUGGUAGUGAUAGUGACUCCUUCUGGAAUGGCUCAGAUGAUGGUGAAGAUCUUAAAAACUUUGUUGUUCCCGACGAUGAAGAAGAGGAAGAGGAGGAUGACGACGACGACCUAGAUCGCAUUAAGAAGCCCAAGAAAGCAGCUGUUCCAAAACUUGAGGAAGGAAAAAUUACUGCCAAGAACGUCAAGUCCAAGUCGAAGAAGCACAAGGGUACCAAGAAGAAGUCCAAAGGCAAGAAAAAAGAGAAAGCAGUUUCCUUGGCAGACCUCCGUAAGGAAGGCCUAAAGUCGCGUGCAGCAAAGAAACGCUAUCUCCGACAGCUAGGCAAACUUUACGAGCCAUGCGCAAAAAUUGACAAGACACUGGAGCUGCUCAACGAGAUCCACCAACGUGGUGAAGGCGAGAAGACUAUAGUCUUCAGCAGCUUUACUUCUUUCUUGGAUCUAAUCGAGGUACCCCUAAGUCAAGAAGCCAAUCUAUCGGAUUACACCCGAUACGACGGGUCUAUGACAGCAAACGAUCGCAACGCUGCAGUGCUCAAGUUCACAGAUGAUCCACGCUGCCGAACAAUGCUGGUGUCACUCAAAGCUGGCAAUGCUGGCCUCAACCUUACCAUCGCCAACCACGUGCUUAUCUUGGACCCGUUCUGGAAUCCGUUCGUGGAGUACCAGGCCGCCGAUCGUUGUUACCGCAUUGGACAGCGUAGGGAAGUGACUGUACACCGUGUCCUGAUCGGUGAGGAAGGCGUCGAUCAUGAGGCCAACCCCGAGCACGUCUUCACUGUUGAAGACCGAAUUCUUCAGCUUCAGGAGAAAAAACGACAACUGGUUGAAAAUGCACUGGACGAGAACGCAGCCAGUCAGGUGAGCCGACUUGGUGUUAGAGAGCUUGGCUACCUAUUUGGGGUCAACGAUAUGCCAGCCACUGCUCGAGGCACUCAGUGA